Racocetra fulgida is the source of this 443-nucleotide messenger RNA. The record is from the annotation of a GenBank genome assembly. NCBI's taxonomy places the organism in Eukaryota, Fungi, Glomeromycota, Glomeromycetes, Diversisporales, Gigasporaceae.
AUGACUUAUUCGAGUGCUGUUUUUGAAAAUGAGAAUGAAACUUUGGAAGACGCUCAAUAUCAUAAGUUAAGAAUGAUAAUUAAGAAGGCAAAGAUUUGCAAAGAUGAUCAUUUGCUGGAAAUUGGAAGUGGAUGGGGUUCUCUGGCCAUUGAAGCCGUAAAAUUAACUGGCUGUCGAGUAACAACUCUCACUCUUUCAAUUGAGCAAAAAAACUUGGCUGAAAAACGCAUUGCAGAAGCUGGCUUAUCUUCGAGCAUUGAUGUACUACUUUGUGAUUAUCGUAAUUUGCCAGCAUCACAUCAAUAUGAUAAAAUUAUAAGUAUAGAGAUGAUUGAAGCUGUUGGGCCUGAGUAUUUAACAACAUAUUUUGAGUGUUGUGAUAAAUUCUUAAAAGAGAAGGGCGGUAUUGGUGUAUUUCAAGUCAUUACAAUGCCAGAGACUAG